AUGUCAGCAACAUCAGGUGAUGUGUCGCACAUACCUUCAAUGGACAUGCUCAAUGCGACGAGCAGAUUGCAGCUGGAAGCCGCUGAGGUGCGAAAUAAUAAACCCAAUUGGAACUCUUAUUUGAGGUGA
This is a messenger RNA of Anisakis simplex (herring worm), 129 nucleotides long. The record is from the annotation of a GenBank genome assembly. Lineage: Eukaryota; Metazoa; Nematoda; Chromadorea; Rhabditida; Anisakidae.